ACGGCCAGGUGAGGAAGAGGAAGAGGAAGUCGGGCUUGAGGAGGUGUGACUUCACUGAGGGAUGGGUGGAGUUCAGAGAUAAACGGGUGGCAAAGCGAGUCGCCACGUCUCUCCACAACACGCCGAUGGGAACCAGGAAACGCCAACGAUUCUCCUCCGACCUGUGGUCCAUCAAGUACCUGCACAGAUUCCAGUGGACUCACCUGAGUGAGCGUCUGGCCUACGAGCAGACUGUCCUCCAGCAGAGACUGAGGACUGAAGUGUCUCAGGCGAAGAGAGAGACAAACUUCUACCUGAACAACGUAGAUAAAAGCGCUCAUCUGGACAAGCUGAGGAGGAAGAGGCAGAAAGACGGACAACAGGUGGACGAGAGGACAUGGGACUUCACUCAGCAUCAGACAGAGGAGGAGAUCCAGAUGAAGAAGAAGAAGAUGAAGAAAGACUCCAUUUCCCAGAAGCACCUGGAUAAGGCCCGCCUCCUACAGCAGAAGAGCCAAUCAAACGUCUCGCUGCUGGCCAAGAUCUUUAACUCCAACCAAUCAGAGUGACAGCAGGGAAAUAGUUGAUGUUGGACAAGAUUGUUUCCAUGGAAACAGGAGGCAAGAUUGAAGUUUUUGGUUCCCCACUCAACGAGCUCGUUAAGUUUUUGGCACCACUGAACAGGUGUGAUGAUGUUAACUCUUCGGUGCCUGCGGCGCGUCCACAUCCUCUCUGACCAUCAGUCUGUCAGACUCUGACAUCACUUACAUGUUCAGGUGCUUCCACCUGUCUUUCUCUGUAUCAAAUGUAAAUAAAUAUACCUUCUAGUGACACAA
Messenger RNA from Plectropomus leopardus (leopard coralgrouper), 815 nucleotides. The record is from RefSeq and is a predicted model, not a curated record. NCBI's taxonomy places the organism in Eukaryota, Metazoa, Chordata, Actinopteri, Perciformes, Serranidae.